Paramecium tetraurelia is the source of this 1743-nucleotide messenger RNA. RefSeq lists its product as uncharacterized. Lineage: Eukaryota; Ciliophora; Oligohymenophorea; Peniculida; Parameciidae. The record is from RefSeq and is a predicted model, not a curated record. Gene Ontology annotation, biological process: ubiquitin-dependent protein catabolic process. The transcript is spliced from 7 exons. Gene Ontology annotation, molecular function: ubiquitin protein ligase binding; ubiquitin binding. Gene Ontology annotation, cellular component: nucleus.
AUGUCAGAGAUUAUAGUUAUGAUAAGGUCGGAGGUUGGAAUGAAUAGAGUCUCUAUUCUUUCUACUCAAACAUUUUAAGAAUUUGUAAACAAAAUUAGUCAAAUUUUGAAUAAACCUCCUGAAUCAUUAACAUUAUCUUUAGAUGGAGUGGUGUUAACUUUGAGAAUAUCUCCCACUACGCCAAUCAAAAACAUUUCCAAAUUUGAGAAUGGAGCCUUCAUCAAUGUCUCCGUUGACCAAAAGAAAGUUCAAUAAAAACCAUAACAAAUUUAAACUCCUGAACAACCAAAAGUGUAUAUGGCAUUUGGAAAAGAAGCAAAUCCUUAAUAGAUUUAACAGGUUGACCAUAAAAUCCACGAAAACAAAGACCAUGCAUUGAGUUAAUUUUGCCAACAUGGUCCACAAGCAAAAUGUAUUAACUGUUUAUCUACAACAUCAACCAAGGUAGAACAGCAGGAGAAAACAGAGAUUAAUAAAUGCAAGCACGGAGAGGGGGGUCGUUGUUUGAAUUGUGCACCUUAUGAAUAGGAGAAGAAGAAUACUAAAACAGCCAAUAAGAUCCUCUGUCAACAUGGGCCCAAUGGAAAGUGUCCACAUUGCAUAGACGAGGGACAAAUAGAGGCCAAACAUCUUUCAUUUGAUCAAUAUUUGCAUGAUAUGAAAUUCAAAUGUCGUGGAUAACACCCAGACAAUGGGAGAUGUAACAACUGUCUUCCCCCAACUAUGAUAUCUUAUAAACUCAAGAAAGAUUGCAAAAAUCAUGCUCCGUAUCCUAAGGCCAUGUGCAAUAACUGUCUUCCACCAUCCAUCUUGUUAAAGAGACAAAUUUACAGACAUGUUGAUUAUGUUGAGUUCCUGAACAUCCCAGAAAUGUCGAAUUUAGUGCAAUAUUGGACUAGCAAAGGAAAAACAGAAUAGAGAAUGGGAUUCUUAUACGGAUAUUACGCUGCAGACCCUAAUUAUCAAAACGGUGUCAGAGCCAUAGUCGAAGCUAUAUAUGAACCUCCUCAAAAAGGAACAUUUGGUCAUGUUGAUUUGUUGUAAGAUCCUGCUUAAACUCAUGCUGAUGAAAUAGCAACUAACUUGGGAAUGGAGAAAAUAGGUUGGAUUUUUACAAAUGUCAAUCAUGAUUGUUUUCUAUCGAGUGAAGAAUUGAGAUAGGCAGCACGAUACUAACAAAUGCAUUCUAUUUAACAUCCUGAGGGUUGUUUGGUGAGCAAGUUCUUGACAGUUGUGCUGAGAACCAAGAAGGACAACCCUGAUGAGGUGGUUCCAGAGGUUUAUAUGGUUUCUGACUAGGGAUAACAAUUGGAGCAAGAUGGGAUAUUCUAGAAUUCUGAAAGAAGAAAGGUGUUGUAAGUUAGAGAGGCUAAAAACGAAUUGGAUGUCUUGCCCUCUUUUGUGUACAAUGGAAAAUCAGUCAAAGAGUUUGAGCCUGACUUCUUUAUUGUGAAUGUUGCUCAUGGAUACAAUCCGAAUUCAAAUUAUAGUAUUCUAAAGUUGUACGAUUUCCCAGUGGAGAACAGAUCUGUAGUAGCUAAAUAGUAAGACUUGAAGACAUUCUUACACAAACACUAAAAGAAACCGAGUCAUCACAGAUUUGCAGAUUUCCAUUUGUUGUUGUACUUGAGCAAAUUGAUUGACAUACAUAGUAUUGCCAACAUAGCGUAGUUUAUAGCCAGUGAAUGUGAGGUACCAAACGAAUUACUUGAUAUUGUGAAGAUGUAUGCAACAGGUGUUUGA